Molecule: messenger RNA, 3802 nt
Organism: Spinacia oleracea (spinach)
Lineage: Eukaryota; Viridiplantae; Streptophyta; Magnoliopsida; Caryophyllales; Amaranthaceae
Product: vacuolar sorting protein 39
Exons: 13
Coding region: 328-3351 (1007 amino acids)
Biological process (GO): autophagy; intracellular protein transport; vesicle-mediated transport
Cellular component (GO): cytoplasm; membrane
Molecular function (GO): protein binding
Source: RefSeq, a predicted model, not a curated record
UUUUCACAAAAAAAAAACAAACCUCGCAUUUACCAUUGUACCCUUGUUUUAAUAUCCUUGCCAAUUUUCCAUUCCCCCAAUCGGCCAUCGCCUUCAAUUCGUCCCUUUUCCUCUCCUCAGCUCUCCUGUCCAUCAUCACCGCCGUCCACCGCCGUUCACCGCCGUCCACCGCCUUCCGUCCGCCCAUCUGACUCCAGAAGAACUUCUUUUGGUUGCACCGGUCACUAAUUCGCUUCUCUAAUCAUCCUAUUCCUGAAAGGCUAGGUAAAAUAAAAGGCUCAAUGAUCAGCUGCGUUGGAAGUUAAUUUCUUCUCCUCAAAAAGAGAAAUGGUCCACAGUGCAUAUGACUCGUUCGAGUUAUUCAAUGACUGCCCCACAAAGAUUGAUGCUGUUGAAUCCUAUGGUUCAAAGCUUCUCCUCGGCUGCAGUGAUGGAUCCCUUCGAAUCUACGCUCCUGAAUCCAGCUCUGAUGCAUCCCCGCCGUCUGAUUAUCGUUCCACCCAAUUAGAGCUUCUUAAAGAACCCUACUUUCAGGAGAGAAUCAUAAAUGGCUUUGCAAAGAGGCCAAUUACUGCAAUGGAAGUUUUGAGUUCAAAAGAACUCUUAAUUUCUCUCUCUGAAUCAAUUUCAGUUCAUAAGCUCUCCUCUUUUGAGACUGUUGCUGUAAUUUCCAAGGCCAAAGGUGCUAAUGCUUUUUCAUGGGAUGAUUCUAGGGCCUUUUUGUGCUUUUCCAAGCAGAGAAGGGUCUAUAUUUUCCGGCAUGAUGGAGGCCGGGGUUUUGUCGAGGUGAAAGACUAUGGUGUUCCAGAUACUGUGAAGUCAAUGUCUUGGUGUGGUGAAAAUAUAUGCAUUGGAUUUCGAAAGGAAUACAUGAUUCUUAAUUCUAGUACUGGUGCAUCGUCUGAAGUGUUUUCUUCGGGGAGAAUCUCCCCACCUUUGGUAGUGCCUCUUCCCUCUGGAGGAUUUCUUCUUGGCAAGGAUAAUAUCGGGGUUUUUGUGGACCAACACGGGAAGCUUGGACAAGAAGGCAGGAUUUGUUGGUCUGAGGCUCCCAGUCAAAUUGUUAUUCAUGAGCCUUAUGCUAUAGGUCUCUUGCCUAGACAUGUUGAGAUACGGUCUCUUCAACAACCAUUUCCACUUAUACAAACUGUUGGCUUGCGGAAUGUUCGGCAUGUCAUUCGCAGCAACGGUGCUAUUCUUGUUUCACUAGAAAAAUCCAUCAAUGGCCUUUUCCCAGUUCCUCUUGGUGCGCAGAUAGUGCAAUUAACAGCAUCUGGCAAUUUUGAGGAGGCCUUAUCUUUGUGUAAACUUCUUCCACCGGAAGAUUCAAGCCUUAGAGCUGCAAAGGAGAGCUCAAUUCACAUUAGAUAUGCACAUUAUUUGUUUGAAAAUGGUAGCUAUGAGGAGGCCAUGGAGCAUUUUGGGGCUUCUCAAGUCGAUAUCACAUAUGUGCUUUCACUGUACCCAUCUAUUACUGCACCGAAGUCAACUGCGCUUACUGAGCCACAGAAGGUGAUAGAUUUCGGUUAUGAUGCUUCAGAUCUCUCAAGGUGUUCGUCAGGCAUAUCAGAUGAUAUGGAAGCUUCACCCAGAGCACAAAGUGACUUGGAGGAAAAUGCGACUGUUGAGUCCAAGAUAGUUAGCCACAAUACUCUGAUGGCUCUUAUCAAGUUCUUGCAGAAGAAAAGGUACCAUGUUAUUGAAAAGGCUGCAGCAGAAGGAACAGACGAGGCCGUGUCUGACGCUUUUGGUACUAAUUUCAAAUCUUAUGACUCCAAUAGGUCAAAGAAGUCAAAUAAGGGCCGUGGCAGCAUUCCCAUCAGUUCAAGUGGUCGUGAGAGGGCUGCUAUUCUGGACACAGCACUUUUGCAAGCUCUUAUUCUGACGGGACAGUCUUCUGCUGCUAUGGAACUAUUGAGAGGUGUGAACUAUUGUGACUUGAAGAUAUCUGAGGAGUUCUUGCAUAAAAGAAAUCAAUAUACUGUAUUGCUUGAAUUAUACAAGUGCAAUAGUAUGCACCGCGAAGCUUUGAAGCUUUUGCUCCAACUAAUAGAAGAGUCAAAAUCAGAGCAUUCACGACCUGAGCUCACCCAGAAGUUCACACCUGAAAUGAUCAUUGACUAUCUGAAGCCUCUUUGUGGGACAGACCCCAUGCUCGUGCUGGAAUUUGCAAUGCUUGUUCUUGAAAGCUGUCCAAGCCAGACUAUUGAGCUCUUUCUAUCAGGAAAUAUUCAAGCAGACUUGGUUAAUUCCUAUUUGAAACAGCAUGCCCCAAAUAUGCAGGCUACUUAUUUAGAACAUAUGCUUUCCAUGAAUGAAGAUGGGAUCUCUGGUAAUCUACAGAAUGAAAUGGUGCAAAUCUAUCUAUCAGAGGUACUUGAUUGGUAUAAAGAACUGAGUUCACAACAGCAAUGGGACGAGACAGCUUACUCUCCAACAAGGAAGAAAUUAUUGUCUGCUUUGGAGAAUAUUUCAGGGUACAAUCCAGAAGGCCUCUUAAAGCGUCUUCCAGCUGAUGCCUUGUAUGAAGAAAGGGCUAUGUUGUUGGGGAAACUGAAUCAGCACGAACUUGCCCUUUCUCUCUAUGUUCAUAAGCUUCAUGUUCCUGAACUGGCUCUUUCUUACUGCGAUCGAGUGUAUGAGUCUCAGCUUAAUCAAUCUUCCAGAAAGUCUCAGAGCAAUAUAUAUCUUACUCUCCUGCAAAUCUAUUUGAAUCCUAGAAGGUCCACAAGAAACUUUGAGAAACAAAACUAUAAUCUUGUCUCUACCCCUAAUGCUGAAAUCAAGAGGGUAAAUUCCUCUGCUUCAAUCAGAAGCAAAGUAGGUCGUUCAACUAGAAAAAUUGCUGAAAUAGAGGGUGCAGAAGACGUGCGUUUUAGCCCCAGCAAUACAGACAGUGGGAAGAGUGAUGGUGAUGCAGAUGAAGCCAACUAUGAAGGGGGGUCCAACAUAAUGCUUGAUGAGGCGCUUGAUUUGUUGGGACGCAGAUGGGAAAGAAUCAAUGGAGCACAAGCCCUGAAAUUGUUACCAAGAGAAACUAAGCUAAAGAAUUUGCUUUCUUUUCUUGGACCACUAUUGAGGAAAUCCAGCGAAGCAUAUAGGAAUUUUGCAGUGAUCAAGAGACUCAGAGAGAGUGAGAAUCUCCAGGUUAAAGAUGAACUCUACAAUAAGAGGAAGGCUGUUGUAAAGGUUACUGGUGACAGCAUGUGUUCUCUCUGCAACAAGAAGAUUGGAACGAGCGUGUUUGCAGUUUAUCCGAAUGGCACAACUUUAGUCCACUUUGUUUGCUUCAGGGACUCGCAGAGCAUGAAGGCUGGUAGAGGCUCCCAACUAAGAAAAAUAUCACAGUAGAAUUCAAAUGUUUCUGUUUCCUUUCCUGUAUCCUAUUCCCCAUCACAUACCCAGUAAUUUCGGGGCGGUUCGGGUCAGGUUUCUAGUCGGGUCGAUUUUUGACAGGUCUACUCAGCAACAUUCUCCAUCAAUAGUUCAAUACCUGGUUUGAGCUCAAAUUUUGUGGUAGUGAGGAAUCUGUCAUUCGUAAUGCGUGGUGUCUUCCACAGCGAGAGAUGCAUGAGGAGGUAUUCUGAUUUCUGUUGGUGUAUUAAUUUUGUUUUGCUGGUUAUACAUGAAGUAUAUAUGGGUACAGAGUAAUUGGUGAAUGUUGUUGUACUUGGUUGAUUUGAGAAUCUCUUAGAUUCUGCCAUUUUUUAUACGAUUUUUGUUGUAAUUUUGUAUAAUGUAAUACAUGAUUAAACUCUAAACACUUGAUUUUAAAGAAUCAUGCAUUUUGUUUUGCUGGUUA